Molecule: messenger RNA, 2460 nt
Organism: Paraglomus brasilianum
Lineage: Eukaryota; Fungi; Glomeromycota; Glomeromycetes; Paraglomerales; Paraglomeraceae
Source: the annotation of a GenBank genome assembly
AUGUCGAACCGCAAGUCCUUUAGAAACAGAAAGAUUGACAAUAAGAAACCCAUACGUAUAUACUUAGAAGAUGAAAUAACUGACCUCGACGAACUCACUGGGGUCGCUCGUAGCGUACCAGUUAUUGAAACAGGAGUAGACAAAGAUGAAGAGGAGGAACUCCACCUUCAAGAAGCAUUAACAGCCGCAUCAGCAGUAUUAGCAACUGGCGAUCUAUCCAAAGCAGCAGUAAUACCGACUCCACACGCACGACGUGAAGUUCCAAACUAUGACGAAUUAUAUGGCAGCAAGACAUGGACAGAUCCGUGCAGCUUAAUAAGAUUCUCUACACCAAUCGAAGAAUGCGUUGGGUGCCCAUAUACGCUUGAUGAGGAAGACGAUCGAUGGCUGACGGAAUAUAACAAAAAUGCACAGCCAACCGCACGGAUAAGUGAAGACUGCUUUGAAAAAAUAAUGCAUCAGUUUGGACAGAAUUCUAAGCGGAACAUAACGGACCUAAAAGAACUUCCAACAUGGGAACAGAUGGAGAAAUCGUGGAGCGAAAAAUUAAUGAUUCCAAAAUCGUUAGCACAUAUUGUGUAUCCUCACUGGAAAGAACGACGUAUAAAGCGUGGAGGUCGUCCGAUUAUACCAAGAUUAAAACUUGAGGAAACAUCUAGAAAUGAGAAUGAUCCGUAUGUCUGUUUCCGUCGACGAGAACUCAAACCACUCCGCAAGACACGGCGCACCGAUGCUCAGUCAUUGGAGAAACUACGUGGUUUGCGGCGUGACAUUGCCCUUGGUAGUCGGUUGGUGAAUAUGAUCAAAGACAGAGAAGGCACACGAAAGGAGAUUUUAUCUUUAUCAAAUACCCAGUUCGAAAAGAGGUAUUUGAUGAAGAAAAUGCAACAGCGACUGGGUAUUCAGGAAUUCGAUCAGGAUCUGAAAGAGAAAAAGACACGGAAAAUGUCUUAUACAGACGAUAGGGAUAACGGUCAAAUACGAAUAGCGACACGAAGAGGUUCAACUCCCGCAGAUGUUGGAUACGUAGACCUUACUGAUUAUCCUUACCAAAAACCACGCAAAUCUCUUUCCGUUUCAUACUAUCGACCCAACAUACGUGGCCGUACAGACUCUCAAUCACACAGUCAGCCGUUUAGAGCGUCAUAUGUCCGCUGUCGUAUCGGAAGAGGCGGUCGUCGGUAUCUGGAUCGUCGAAGUCUUAGAUCACCAACUGUAACCGAUUCUACCAAUAAGGACAUAUAUACAUACGAUGACUUUAUGUAUGAUAGAGAUGAAUUCAGUGACUAUGCAGAUGAUUUGAACGAUGCACAGCAAGAUGAUCUUGAGAAAAGACUCGCUCGAUGGUCGAUACUGUCAGAAGAAGACUUGGCAAACCUCAGUGCCAAGGUUAGGCCGCCUCAAUUACAAUUACCAGCCCAGUCAAUGGCACAAUCGAGCGACAGUCAUAACUACUCAAUGAUCCCAUCCAACGCAAACCUGUCGACAAGCCAGUUAGCACACCUCCGUCUUCUCCGACAACCUCAACCACUACUCACCCGAAUAAAUAACCAGGCUGCUAUGGCAAGGCGUCAACAAGCAUCACCACAGAGAACACAGCAACCACAACAACCACAACAACCACAACAACCACAACAACCGCAACAACCGCAGCAACUACAACAACCACAACAACCACAACAACCACAGCAGCAGCAACAACCACAGCAACAACCACAACCACAGCAGCAGCAACAACCACAGCAACAACCACAACCACAACAACCGCCACAGCAGCAGCCGCAGCAGUCACAGCCACAACAGUCGCAGCAACCACAACCGCCGCAGCAGCAACCACAGCAAGUGCGCACCAUGCGUGCUACUGUAGCUGACGGUCAGACAAUACAUAGCUUAGUAUCGUCUCCAACAACGAACGUGGUACGCAGUCCGAUGCAAACAGCAACACAAGUAGUGGGAACUAAUGUUCACCGGGAUGUUCAUCGGGGAAUACAUUUGCCCAAUAUGCUUCAUCGUCAGGUGCAGCUAUCGAACAGUACUGCUCAACGCCAGAAUCCCAAUUCUAACACUACUUCUACCGCAUCCAAUGGCAUUACAUCGGGUGCGAUCCUAGCCAGUCUGGAUCGCGUGAAAUUGGUGAAUCCGAAACUAGCCCAACGGUUAGUAUCGAUGAGUGGUGUUCCUGGGUUGUCACCGUCAACUCAUCUCCAUCCAACGCAUAUCACACAACCACAACAUAUACAAAUACAUCCACAAAUGCUAGCCGGACAUCAUAACUCGCCCGCAAGUUCGCCGCUGAGGCAGAAUGUGACUAUAACGGGAAGCCCAUUGAUGGGGAAUAAUAACCUUGUAGCGAAUGGGUCGCCUGUGAGCAUAGCGUCACCAUUAGGGUCGCAAUAUCACCCAUCAUUGACACAGUCUGUACCUCAAGCUUCUACACAUCACCAGAGACCAUCGAGCUGA